Messenger RNA from Penicillium malachiteum, 726 nucleotides. RefSeq lists its product as uncharacterized. NCBI's taxonomy places the organism in Eukaryota, Fungi, Ascomycota, Eurotiomycetes, Eurotiales, Aspergillaceae. Bases 1 to 726 code for a protein of 241 amino acids. The record is from RefSeq and is a predicted model, not a curated record. The transcript has a single exon.
AUGGCAGAUUACCUGCUAUAUUCUGAGCCCCAUUCAACUUCCGAUCUCCUUCGGCGUUGGCCAAGAGCCCAGGGAAAAGAGAAGGCAGCUUUACGGGCGCUUAUAUCUCGCAUGGUCCAUAUUUUCGAAGAUGAUGCGAUCUCCUCCCGCAUGAUCGAGGCCACGAAGCUAUCAUCUGCUGUUGAUCCCGACGGUUACCAUGUCUUGCUUCGAAAUUUUGCAAAUGAAGUCAUCAAGGGUAGGGCAGAUAAAACUGUCAUUGACCCAAAAGUCCUAAGGUGUUUUGCAUGCAUAAUUCGCCAAGCUUCUGAUGCCUCGCACGUUGGCCCUGUGGCAGUGCUUGCGCCAGUGCUUAGAAGCUUGACGGCGCGCCUUGACGACGCCAAGGAGAAUUCUCAGCCGGAAACACAACAUCAGUUGGUCUACACACUUUCUGUCAUUUUGGAUGCCAUGGGGGAUAUUGGAAUCAGUGGUAUCAGCCGAGAAAACAUACACGAGCCUCUGCGACAGUCGCUAAAGGAGUUGCAAGACACUAAAGAGCCUCGGCUAGCCCAGUCUGCCAGCUAUGCAUAUCAAGCGUUGCUUGGCAUAUCGAAUGAUGAAAGCACUGCAGCUGCAGUCUGGCGCCACGCAAGUGAUAUCAUCAUACCUUUGGCUAAGAUUGCUGGUGCUGUUCCAAAUUUUGACCCCUCAAGAUUUGUUGACGUGACUCCACAAGUGAUGUAA